GCGGUCUGGUUCAACUCAGAGAGAGACGUAAAUCAAGCAUGGCUUUAUGCAAUGUCUUCCUUUAAGGCGCAGAAUUUCUCGCCCUCAAAAGUCUUGCUCCGAUUGCUACGACGGAAAGAUUUUGCCAUGAAUUUCUACUUUAGCCCUAAUUUCUCUCUAUAUUUCCGACCCCACGCAUCUGGAAAUGUCUUGAUCGGAGCCAACCAUACUUCUGCUCGAUUUUGUUCUCGAUAAUCUUCAUUGUUUUUCUCGUUUUUACCUUCAUUUUUUUGUGAUUAAUUUGACUGGAAUCGUGCAUUUGAAGCGUUGAUUCUCCUGCAAGUGUGAAGAGGACGAGUUCCGCAAUGCGAAGGUUUUUAUCUCUGAGGAAUUUGGUUAGGGCGCUCCUUAUUCCUGUGUUUCUCUUAGUUGCUCAUUUUUCUUAUGUUGUGAUUACCACUGGUGAGUCUUGUAUCACUGGAAAUUUCUGUUUCUCGCCCAAAAUUUCCAAGUAUCGUGCCGCCGGCUUACAUCCCAGAGCUUCGGCGAUAAUCGAUGGCACUGCCCCCACAGCUGAAGAACUGUUGCGUCGUGAUCUUUACACUAGUAAAGAUUGGAUCAAGGCCGUUCAAUUUUAUUCUUCAAUCUUUCAAGAUCUGAUUUCCGUUGGGUUUCUUUCUCACAAAUCGAAAUCUCUGUGCGUGGAGACCCCCAACGGACAGGAUGUAUUUUCCUUGAAGCAGAUUGGGGUUUCCGAUUCGAUUGGAAUAUUCAAGAAAGCCGCUAAGCCUCUGGUGGUGAAGGGCGAAGGACACAAGAUCCCGUUCGAUGAUAAUACCUUCGAUUUUAUUUUCUUGGGCGUCGGCCGCCUUGAUCAGUCGUCCCGGCCGGCAGAUUUUGCGAGGGAAAUUGCUCGGACGCUGAAACCCGAAGGGUUUGCUGUCGUCCAAAUUAGGGCUAAAGAUACGUACAGCUUUCAUUCAUUCAUUGAUUUGUUUAAUUGCUGCAAAAUAGUUACAUCACAGGAUAUAGAUGGCCUUGAUUCUAAAACGCCUUUCCUUCGCCAGAUUGUUCUGACGAAGGAGAGCGUUGAUGGUAUUCUUGGUCAUGGUGAUGCGCUAACGCAUCACUCAAAGUCUGACGGUAAGUGUUCUGUUCUCGGAUUUAAGGAAGAACUGGUCCGAAAGGCCGAGCCAUUGAUCUUAGAGGAGCCACUGAAGCCAUGGAUUACAUUGAAGCGGAAUAUUCAAAAGAUAAAAUAUCUGCCAUCAAUGGCUGAUAUUAGCUUCAAGCAGAGGUACGUUUACGUUGAUGUCGGAGCGAGGAGUUACGGGUCUAGUAUCGGAAGUUGGUUUAAGAAGCAGUAUCCGAAACAGAACAAAACCUUCGAAGUUUAUGCCAUUGAAGCUGAUAAAAUUUUUCACGAACAGUAUAGUUCAAAGAAAGGGGUCAAGCUUCUUCCGUAUGCAGCUUGGGUAAGGAAUGAAACAUUGACAUUCGAAAUCAAUAGAAACCCAGGUCAGAAAGUCCAAGAUAAGGGGAGGGGAAUGGGUAGAAUUCGGCCGGCGGUAGCAUCGACGGGGACUUUCGUCGGCGACGUGGAUGAGAUUCAGGGCUUUGAUUUUGCUGAUUGGUUGAAAAAUACUGUUACUGAGAAGGAUUUUGUUGUGAUGAAGAUGGAUGUUGAAGGAACUGAAUUCGAUUUGAUCCCGAGAUUGUUGGAGACUGGUGCUAUUUGCUUGAUAGAUGAGAUAUUUCUCGAGUGUCAUUACAAUCGGUGGCAGAGAUGUUGCCCAGGUGAGAGAAGCGCGAAGUAUCAGAAAACUUAUGCCCAAUGCUUACAUUUGUUUUCUUCCUUGAGGCGAAGUGGAGUUCUAGUUCAUCAAUGGUGGUGAAACAGUCUCUACAUGGGCGUUUGCUUUCUCAAUAAAUCUUCAUCUGCACUGUAAACUACUUAACUUGGAGAUGGAAUCGUAUGCAGAAACAGCGGCGGUGAUUGGUUUGAAAUUCUACUUAGUUCCUGUCAACGUAAUGAACCACAAAUUACUGUCUGAUGAACAGUUGGGUUAAUGCGCCCUUCCUUCUAAGCAAAGCUAUUUUGUAGCAUUAGAUAUAUAGUAGGCUAUAAUCAUACAAUGUAAGUUGAAAUUCAUCUCCUCAUUUUGCAAUACAGCUUUAGAUUUUCUUGUCCA
Messenger RNA from Cucurbita pepo subsp. pepo (vegetable marrow), 2171 nucleotides. RefSeq lists its product as uncharacterized. The record is from RefSeq and is a predicted model, not a curated record. NCBI's taxonomy places the organism in Eukaryota, Viridiplantae, Streptophyta, Magnoliopsida, Cucurbitales, Cucurbitaceae. Gene Ontology annotation, molecular function: S-adenosylmethionine-dependent methyltransferase activity.